This is a messenger RNA of Oncorhynchus mykiss (rainbow trout), 4386 nucleotides long. RefSeq names its product carbohydrate sulfotransferase 11. Gene Ontology annotation, molecular function: sulfotransferase activity. NCBI's taxonomy places the organism in Eukaryota, Metazoa, Chordata, Actinopteri, Salmoniformes, Salmonidae. Gene Ontology annotation, cellular component: membrane. The record is from RefSeq and is a predicted model, not a curated record. Gene Ontology annotation, biological process: carbohydrate biosynthetic process; proteoglycan biosynthetic process.
GGUAACGGUCACCGCAAGAAAGUACUAGGGGUGGGUGUGACGUCAUAGCCCCAGAGCCGCCGACCAUGUUUCGGGAAGUUUGACUGGGUUGAAAAAAUUUACGAAACGAAAACUGUUGAACGAUGGGGAUUAUCAGAGAACUCCGAAACAAUCUGGCUCUCUCCGGACUUGUAGACGAUGAGAAAUUUCAGCGGAACGUAAAAUAUGAUUGAAAUAUAUAAUUGAUCUGAACUCCUACAAAGGCAACCGACUUUCGCGCGUUCAUAUAUUUUCGCGGCUAUUCAUUUUUUCGUCGAAUAGAAUAAUUGAGAAAUAGACUGAUAUAACGGUAUCACUGCCAAGUUUUUCCACAUGAAGGCCCAUUCUUUCCCUUCUAUCGUUAAGUCGCAUCAGACGAGCUGCCUCGCAUGAGACACCUCGGGGAGAGGGUUCUGCUCUACUCUGCCAGCUCGGGGAAUCAGGAUGACAAAACCCAAAGUUGGACGAAUUUUCCUGGCGACAUGCGUUGGGUCACUUUUCAUGGUCAUAUUGUACUUUCAGAACAUCACAAGGCCAGCCGUGGAGCAGUUUGGGGGGAAGGGCAUCGGCCCGGGGAAGACGAGGAGAAGUCCACUACAGACCCUCUACAACGAAGACCAGUUGGACAUGUCUGCUGCGCAGGCAUCUCUGCGUGGUCGGCGGGAGCUGCUGGAGGAGGCGUGUCUCACCCACACCAGGAAGCGGCGGGUGUUGACCCCAGACGACCUCCGCCACCUCAUAGUAGACGAUAAGCACAGUCUGCUGUACUGCUACGUCCCCAAGGUGGCCUGCACAAACUGGAAACGGGUCCUCAUGGUCAUGACAGGGGACGGACGCUACCGCGAGCCCCUAGCCAUCCCCGCCAAUGAGGCCCACGUGGCAGGCAACCUGCGCACGCUGUCAGAGUACUCCACCGGCGAGAUAAACCACCGCCUCCGCAGAUACCUGAAGUUCCUCUUCGUUCGGGAGCCCUUCGAGAGGCUGGUGUCGGCCUACCGCAACAAGUUCACCCGCAGCUACAACACGGCCUUCCACAAGCGCUACGGCACCAAGAUCAUCCGCCGACACCGGCCCCACCCUGAGCCGGAGGCGUUGGAGCAGGGCAACGAUGUCUCCUUCAAGGAGUUUGUGCAGUACCUGGUGGAUCCCCGCACACAGAGAGAGGAGCCCUUCAACGAGCACUGGGAGCGGAUCCACUCACUGUGCCACCCCUGCCUCAUCCACUACGACGUGGUGGGGAAGUAUGAGACUCUGGAGCAGGACUCCCGCUCUGUGCUGCGGCUGGCCAGCGCUGACGGGGAGGUCCACUUCCCCACCUCAGGCAAGAGCACCAGGACCAACGGGGACAUGGCGGCUCAGUUCUUCCACAACAUCAGUCCCUUCUACCAGAAGAAGCUGUACAACCUUUACCGCAUGGACUUCCUGUUGUUCAACUACUCCAACCCAGAGUACUUGAAGUUUAGGUGAGGGCGGCUCUCUCCAUGUCAACUACUCCAACCCAGGGUACUUGAAGUUUAGGUGAGGGCGGCUCUCUCCAUGUCAACUACUCCAACCCAGAGUACUUGAAGUUUAGGUGAGGGCGGCUCUCUCCAUGUCAACUACUCCAACCCAGAGUACUUGAAGUUUAGGUGAGGGCGGCUCUCUCCAUGUCAACUACUCCAACCCAGAGUACUUGAAGUUUAGGUGAGGGCGGCUCUCUCCAUGUCAACUACUCCAACCCAGAGUACUUGAAGUUUAGGUGAGGGCGGCUCUCUCCAUGUCAACUACUCCAACCCAGAGUACUUGAAGUUUAGGUGAGGGCGGCUCUCUCCAUGUCAACUACUCCAACCCAGAGUACUUGAAGUUUAGGUGAGGGCGGCUCUCUCCAUGUCAACUACUCCAACCCAGAGUACUUGAAGUUUAGGUGAGGGCGGCUCUCUCCAUGUCAACUACUCCAACCCAGAGUACUUGAAGUUUAGGUGAGGGCGGCUCUCUCCAUGUCAACUACUCCAACCCAGAGUACUUGAAGUUUAGGUGAGGGCGGCUCUCUCCAUGUCAACUACUCCAACCCAGAGUACUUGAAGUUUAGGUGAGGGCGGCUCUCUCCAUGUCAACUACUCCAACCCAGAGUACUUGAAGUUUAGGUGAGGGCGGCUCUCUCCAUGUCAACUACUCCAACCCAGAGUACUUGAAGUUUAGGUGAGGGCGGCUCUCUCCAUGUCAACUGUGAUUUAGUAAUCAAUCUGUUUUGGGUCUGGAAUUUCUAAUCAAUCUGGGUGGGUGUGUAGUGGUGUUCAGAUGUUAUUGGUAAGUGCCUUACCAGUGCCUUCCCUGCAUUGUUAGAUGUAUGACCUUUAUUAUCAAGGGUGACUCUGGGGGCACUGUUCAUUCCUAGGACUCUUCAUGUGGCCUAUAUAAGAUAGAAGCAGGUUCUUCUUUUUGAGGGUUGUGAACCUUCCUCUUUAUUUAUACAAUUGUAAGUAUUUAUUGUAAUUAUAGACUGAGUCAUUGGACACUUGAGUGAAUUGUGGGAGAACAUUCCAUUUAUGCAUUUCUCUCUGCUUGCACAUACAGCGUGUUUUCUUGACUCUUGCACAUCUUAUGUAGCCAAAAUGUUCCUCUGGGGACAAAGGGUGUUGUAGAACUUACAUAAACCAACAAACAAAAGAAAUCAGUCUACACAUUCAAAAUCAUGAAAAGGCUGCCAUUUACUCACAGAGUUAUGAGGUUUGCAAAGACCCAAUGUGAAUACAUUUUGAAAACUCAUUUAAAUGUAAAUGAGUUGAUAAAUCUAACACGGUGGUAAGAAAUAAUUGCCUUGGUCUUGGUGGCCACCUGUUCGUUGAUGUUAUGCAAGCCACAGGUUGCUAGUAAAAAUGUACUGAUAAACAAUGUAUGCUGGGUAUAGGAAGCCUGGCAGGCAUGAUGACUUCAGACAGGGAGUUGAUGACAGAAAUGCCACAUGCUCUGUUUGGCAGAGUCACCUCUUUCUUUAGCUCACGGCAGACUGAGCAAACAGCACAUAGCUGUGGUUUGGUCCAAGGCUGCCCUUCGUCAGAGAGUUCCUUGUUGAACUGUGGACAGCCACGUAGGGCUAACUAUCUACACGGGCACUACAGGUUAAAACCAGGUAAGCCUUCUGGUAAAAGACAAAUAUUCUAUUGAAUUUACACCAUGCUUACAAGUGCAAUAUUUGUCAUGACUUGAUAUGAGCUGUAUAUGAAGACAUUUAAUAUCACAUGUUUAUGCCUGUUGAUGUUGUGCCUCAACAGUUUGCCCAUAAAAAUGGUCUAUUUACCGUUUACUGCUACAACAACAUUAAUUUGCAUCAAUUGAUGCUAUAGGCCAGGGUUACCCAACUGGUGGCCUGUGAGCUGAAUUUGGCCCGAGGGUGAUUUUUAUUUGGCUCCCCAAGUUUGAGCAAAAAAUAAUAAUAGUUUAAACAACAACAAAAAAAUGAAAUAAUUUGCAGGACACAAAGAAAGUGUAAAAACACGAGCAAAUUAGCUCUAAGUGAUUUUAAUUGAGGAAAUCUGUUUUCCUACGCCUAGUGGAGAGAUAUAUGUGAUCGUAUGAAAAUGAAAGCAUGGUUUGAAAUGAUUUUGUUUUAGUCAAAUAAUAUAUAUGUUUGGGCUUCUUCCAGUCUACAAAUGAUUUCUAAUUAUGUUCCGCCCCCCCUGACCAUCCGCUCAAAAAUAGAUCAGCCAAUGGCUGAAUCUAGUGGACGAUCCCUGCCUAUAGGCCACGUGUUGAGGUAGCGGUGGUGUGGAGGACAUGUUCUUUGUGUUGGAAACAACCAAAUACUUUACAACUUUCAAAUUGUUGCCUUGAAAUAGAAGUAGACUCUCGUCUGAAUGAAUUUGCUCCUAAUGUUAACGAGCCAUAAUCAAGUUGUGUACAGCCUGUUUCAGACAAACACCCAUAGACUGUGAAUAAUGUCCGGAGAGAACACAGGUGUUUACCAAUAGAGUUGUCUCGGUUCAUGAACUCCUCUCAGCUGGGAAGUGGCUGCUCUAGAACAUCCACAUACAACAUUUCACCGUUGUGGACAAGUCGUCUGGAAAACCUGGUAUUUAGCCUACAGAGAAGUGUGUAUUUAUUCUACCAGUACUACAGUCUGGUUAAUUUUCUCUUACUUUUGUCUGAUAUGAGAGUACCCUUAUGUUUAUUUUGCAAAUUGUAUUUUAUAGUAAUAAUAUCCACCAUUUAAUAUACAUGAUAUUUUUUACACUAAUUUCUCAACAACCAAGCACCCAGUAGACAGUGAUGUCAUCGUGUAUUGUCAUUACCGGUUAUACUUCAAAACCGUCAUAGAAGUUUCCUUUUUUUCAUGUUUCCUUCCUGAUUUGCCUAGUAAAAUAAAGGUUAAAUAAAGGUUAAAUUAAAAAA